CCCGUGUCGUACUGUGUGCGCAACACUGUGGAUCGGCCAUUAUAGUCGACUGUGUGCAGCCUCAGCAGCAGCGGACAGGCUCAUGGCGGCAUCGAGGAGAUGGGGGAUGCCAGCCACACAUCCAUCAUCCAGCCGGCGCGACUAGGCAGUUCCGGGCGGGCUAUGGCGGCACCCACCGCUCGCUUGGACGACGCUUGGCCGAAUGUGGGAGCAGAUCAGCCGCUGAAAAGCUGCGCGUCCGCCGCUGAGACGCUGCCCCUGGAUGGUAGCGAUGGCACUGAGGAUGAUGAUGCCGGGCUGGAGCCUCUAGAGCACGGACACAGCAGCACGUCUCCCGGGGAAAGCAAGUCCAUGGAGGAUCCGGUGCACCAUUUCGACGAGACUUUGUCCUUUUGCUUCGGGGAUGUGAGCACAUUGGCGGCCAACGCCGAGUUAGUGACGGACGUCUACCAGGACACGCUUCUACAGGGGGACGAGAUCUGGACCGCCUUAACCAAAAGCUUCGGGCAGGUGAUGCCUUUGGAUUGGCAUCAUUCCCGCACACGCUCCCUCCACAUGCCAUCCAUAUUCAGCGAGGAAAAGAAAGCGACGAGGGAUGUCACGGCGGAGCAGUCGGAUGACGAGGAGCUAAGGGAGCAGUUGGACAUGCACUCCAUCAUCGUCUCGUGCAUCGGCGAGGAGCCUCUUUUCACAGCUGAGCAGGUGAUUGAGGAGUUAGAGGAGAUGAUGCAGGACUCUCCUGACUUUGAAGCACAGCAGAAUCCUUCACAGUCAGACCUUUCCAUGCUGUCUGUGGAUGUGCAGCAGCCCGAUAGAAGCCUCAGCUACCAAGACAGGGUGAGGAUGCUGAACGUAGCAGAGCUAAACGAGAGCUUGGAGGAAACAGAGGCGUCCAUCAGGCGGUUCUCAGAAGAGCUGGUGCAGCAGCUGGCCCUCAGGGAUGAGCUGGUCUUUGAGAAGGAGGUAAAGAACAGUUUCAUCUCGGCACUCAUCGACUUGCAAAACCGACAGAAGGAGCACCGCGAGGCGCUGAAGAAGAAGAAGAAGCUUAAAGGGACAGCUGGAUUGUCGCAAGGAUACAUAGAGAAGACGAUGGGAUCACGUUUCAGCAUGGAGGGCCUCUCUUCCAUUAUCCAAAACAGCUUUCGCCAAACAUUUGGGAGCGAAUGCAGUGAGGGACAGUAUUUGACUACCGUCAUCCCGUAUGAAAAAAAAGGACAUCCUCCUUCAAUCGAGGACCUCCAGAUCCUGAUCAAAAUCCUGCACGCCAUGAGAGAUGACAGCGACAAGGUGCCAGGUCUGCUAACAGACUACAUUCUCAAAGCUCUGAUGUGAGCGACAGCCGGCGGCAGUGCUUUGCCCAAAGUAGCACCGAGGGGAGGAAACCACGUAAGAAGACGGACAUGACAAACCUUUUUUUUUUCCAAGCAUCAAGCACACUUUAUUCAUGAAUCCUUGUCAUGUUUUGUCCAUUUGUGUUUAUUAUGAUGUUAUUCUUUCCUUCCGAAUUGUAUUGUGUCUUCCUUCAAACCAAGUAGCAAUACAAGCGUGCUUGUGCGAUGCAAAGGGCUUUUUGCAUGCAUUACUCACGGAGAAAUGAUCAAAUGUACACAAAGCACAGUGGUGCUCACUCAGAGAUCAACUUGUAUUAUCAACACAGCUGCUGCUGCUUAAUAGUGUAUAUACAGCACUGGGACUGCAAAAAGGCGUACUGUAAACUGAGAAAAAAAAAGAAGAAUGUUCAUGCAUCAGCAGGAAGAUGACAGGGAAUAUUUGCUACCCCCAAGCCUAGACAAGCACAAUCUUCCGCUGUUUGUUUAUCAUCAGUAUUUCCUGCUGUCAUCAUUUUAUACUGUCUAAAACUUUUUUUGCACUGACUCUAAUGAGCUAAUUACCUGAUCGACUAUGCAUAUGACCCGAGCACCGUCAGUACUUUUUAGUGUCUUCUUAGUGCCUGCUGUGCUUGUUUAUAAGGAAUUACCACUGUGGAUGUACAGUAUACAAGCUGCCUUUUUUCUACAUUACGAAUGAGUGUUUUCAAUGAAUGUCCUCUGACCAGACAAUGUGGUAGUUGCUUUUAGUGCUCAUGCAUUUUGUACUAAUGUUCUGCUUUAAAUCUAUUUAUAAUACCA
Molecule: messenger RNA, 2132 nt
Organism: Nerophis lumbriciformis (worm pipefish)
Lineage: Eukaryota; Metazoa; Chordata; Actinopteri; Syngnathiformes; Syngnathidae
Gene: fez2a
Product: fasciculation and elongation protein zeta 2a
Cellular component (GO): axon; cytoplasm
Source: RefSeq, a predicted model, not a curated record